Messenger RNA from Gastrolobium bilobum, 2151 nucleotides. RefSeq lists its product as uncharacterized. Lineage: Eukaryota; Viridiplantae; Streptophyta; Magnoliopsida; Fabales; Fabaceae. The coding region runs from base 437 to 2086 and encodes 549 amino acids. The record is from RefSeq and is a predicted model, not a curated record. The transcript has 2 exons.
AGUCAAUAGGCGCCGACACCUUCAAUGCAAGAAUUACAAAUAGUACUUGUUUCUACAUUUUUUCUUUGUGCAUUUCUCUUUUCACUUUCUUUCUCAGAAAAUAUUAAAAAAUUAAUUUGUACAACCUGUGUAUUUGCUGUUUCUUUUACCUAUGAAGCUUUGAAGCUAUGAUCUUGUUCCAUAAGCUAGUUGUCACAAUCUCACUAGCAUUUUCAUUGUCUCUAAUGUCUUGUGUUACAAGGACAACGUCCAAAGUCAUAGGAUAAGGGUAUUUACUCCAAUCUCUUCCACUUUUUUUUUAACAUUACUUCUCUCUCCUUCAUUUUGCUUCUAGAAAACUGCACAUACUUGCCAGUUACCCAUGAUCUUGGAACUGAGAUGCUACAUUGAUUAGAUCCAAAGUUCAAGUUUUUGAAGAUACCCAUUACUCCUCUAAAUGGGUGGUCUCAGAGAAUCAUGGUGUUUCUGCAAAGGGGUGAGCAAGUCAGAGAGAAUGAAAGUUGCUAUUUGCUCAGGGAAAGGCCCUGCCAUGGCCACAAUCACCAACACUGCUUCUAAUGGGGUCCCUGCCACCGGAUUCUUGAUCCACCGGAACCUCCUCUUGACCACACAUGCCAAUCUCCCCUCCGUGGUCGCCGCCGACAGCUCCGAGAUCCGGCUGCAUAACGGUGUUCCUGCAACUCUUGUUCCUCAGAGGUUUUUCAUUACAAGUACUGUAUUAGAUCUUACAAUUGUGGGUUUAGAUGAUGCGGAUGGAGAAUCAAAUGCACAGGGUCAUUGCCCUCACUACUUGAAGACAUGUUGUAAAACCAAUCUGGAUCUGGGAAGUGUAGUUUACCUUUUAGGCUACACAGAGAAACAGGAGCUCACUGUUGGUGAAGGAAAGGUGGUCAUAGCCACAGACAAUCUCAUAAAACUAUCAACUGAUGGGAUUCUAUGGAGUCCAGGUUCUGCAGGUUUUGAUGUGCAUGGCAAUCUAGCUUUUAUGAUUUGUGAUCCUAUGAAGUUAGCCACAUCACCAAACACCAAAUCGCCUUCAACUUCUUCGUCGUCCUCCUCCUCUUGCAAGAAGGAUCUCCCCAUGCAAUUUGGCAUACCAAUUCCUGUCAUAUGUGAUUGGUUAAAUCAGCAUUGGGAAGGUAACCUUGAUGAACUUAACAAGCCAAAAUUACCGCUCAUUCGAUUAAUGUCGACCGGCACGAAAAGUGAGCAUUCAUGUGCUUCCUUUACAAUUAGGCAAGUUUUCAAGUCAACAGAGGCUGAUAAUGAUGGCACCCCGUCUUCAUCAAACAAUGUCUCAAAGAUAAGGGAUCAAGGACCAAGUUCUUCUGCUAUUACCAACACUGUUGAAGAAGAAAGCUUGAUCACUAAUCCGAAUGCUGCACAUAUACAGGGAAUUCCCACUCCAGAAAUAUACGAAUCACCAAGAGUCACGGCUGCGCCGCUCAGAAGAAAAGCAAGUACACAAAUUCAGCUGUUGGACAUCAAUUUUCCUCCAAGGAUUGUCAAACCUGCAGUUUUGCCACAAUCAUCUAAAGAACUGCAUCCAAACUCUGCUGAAAAUUUUGCCAAAGAAACUUUGCUUGAAAAUCAACAACUAGAAGGAGAACAAAACUGGGACAGAAGGUCAUCAAUUCCUAGUGCAGAAGUUUCUUCAACAGGUUCUGUUAAUGGAGCUCAAAGUGAGAUUCAGUCUAGUUCAUCCCCUGUUGAAGUACCCGAGAUGCACAAUGGAUAUAGCAGUGAAGGAGAGACAAUGUAUUCCGCAGAAACCGCAGAGAGUCGCAAUUAUACAAGCCCCAGAGAGAUGAAGUUUCAACAAGUUGGAAGGAGCCAUAGUUGUGUUAGUUACAAUAGAUGGGGUGCUACACAUAGAAGCCAAGUUGCUCGUGGGAUGAUGGUAGAAAAUCAGAGAAGCUUCAUGCAUGUGAAGAAGGUGUAUUCACAAGGUGCAACUUCUCAUAGAAGCAAUGACUAUUUCAGCCCCACUGUUUCCUCAAUCAUGAAACGUAAUAACAGCUCAGAGAACCCAACCAGACCAAAACAAAGUGCUGUUCAUUCUCCUUCACCUAGAUGGUUGUUUUGAUUGAUACUUUAUAUAAUGGUCUACUCUAUAAAGUAAAAAACUAAAAAAAGAGAGAGAGAGAGUAU